ACUUACUAUUCUUAGAAAACCUUAAACAAAAUGAUGAAGAGUUGAGAGUUCAAAGAUACACUUGUCAUAUUUUCUUCGUUACGUGCCGAAAAACACUUGCAACAUUACUUGUCAUGUCACCAUCGUCACCGAUCAUCUUCCUACUAUAAAUCUCACCCAUUCCAACCCAUGAGUCCUCACCACCCACCAUCCACACAAAACAACUGCAAGAAUAUAUAUUACAAUUCACAAGAAGUAACCGAAAAUGAAGAGGUCAAUGGCUGUAGCAAUGUUGGCAAUGGUAACCAUGUCUCUAGUCAUGGUGCACCAAACUGAAGCCAUUAACUGUAACCAGCUUGCUAAUAUGCUGGCACCAUGCCUAAACUACUUGAAAAAUGGUGGUACACCAACAUCGAGUUGUUGUAAUGGAGCUAGGCAAGUUCAAGGUGCCACACGUAGCCAAGCUGAUAGGCGAGCUGCUUGUAAAUGUGCUAAGAGUGCUGCUGGGAAGUAUCAAGUCAGGGGAGAUGCGGUUUCUAGCCUUCCCGGCAAGUGUGGUAUCUCCACUACCAUUCCAAUCAACCCCAGCGUCAACUGCAACUCCAUUCCUUGAGCUGGUGUGCUGGAGAUGAAUAAUGGUGGGAGGAGUUUCGGCCAAGCGUGGUGGAUUGCCACCAAAAUAAAUAAAUAAAUGUGGUUGUUUUGUGUCUGUGUUUUUUUUAGAUAUAUACAUACAGGUUGUAUCGAGUCUGGUAAUGUAUGUACUAUGUCCAUGACGUAU
Erigeron canadensis is the source of this 760-nucleotide messenger RNA. Its product is annotated as non-specific lipid-transfer protein AP10-like. Lineage: Eukaryota; Viridiplantae; Streptophyta; Magnoliopsida; Asterales; Asteraceae. Gene Ontology annotation, biological process: lipid transport. Gene Ontology annotation, molecular function: lipid binding. The record is from RefSeq and is a predicted model, not a curated record. Bases 245 to 592 code for a protein of 115 amino acids. The transcript is spliced from 2 exons. Gene Ontology annotation, cellular component: membrane.